Messenger RNA from Colletes gigas, 4257 nucleotides. Its product is annotated as RRP12-like protein. The transcript is spliced from 23 exons. The record is from RefSeq and is a predicted model, not a curated record. Bases 149 to 4024 code for a protein of 1291 amino acids. Lineage: Eukaryota; Metazoa; Arthropoda; Insecta; Hymenoptera; Colletidae.
UGCGAACUGUGUCUUUCGUACAUGCACGUGUAAAAUGACCUAACCUCGUCGUAUCCUUGGCGUUAAAAAACUGAAAAGAAAUAUAGUAAUAUCGGUAGCGGUGGAUCGGAAGAUUGGCACAAAUUGAUCGUGAACAGCGCGGAGGAAAAUGGGUAAAUUAGGGCCGCGAUUAAACAGCAGGAAGAAAGCAAAACGAUGGCCAAAGGGUCAAAGCGCCAGUUCCAAUCCGGAGACAAAAAUACAUCGUGAAAAUGCAGCGUGGAUGUUUUUUAAGGAGAGCAUAGGAAAGCCUGGUCUGACGAAGACAGAUUUACAAAAACACGACGCCAUCCAGGGCAUCGAGCCUCAAUUUGAAAAACUCGAUCUAGACGAAAGCGGCUCCGACAAUGUCACGGAAAAUACAAUUAACACAUACGAUACAUUUGCCACUAACUAUAGUAAUUGUUCAAACGUAUCGUUCAAUAAAUUUUUAAAUCACUUCCAGUCGAAUUCGCUGUUGCACAAAGAAAUGUUAGCUGUAUUGUCUGCAGUUACGGAAAUCAUAAAACAGAACAGUGGAAAAGAAACAUCCACGGAAUACUUUGCAGCAUUGAUGAGUACGUUGGAGGCAAUCGAAUCUUCCACGUCGAUAGCAGCGACGCUUGCAUUGUUGCGCAUGGGUUUAAAAACUGUACCUAGAAACGUUCUAAAUGCUCAGUUUGGACCCGCGAGUAAAAUUUUUCUCGAUAUCCUCACGAACAACGUAUCCUCGGAAGACUUCUUAGUACUACGCCACGGCAUUCAUUGUUUGUUUUUGCUUCUUCAAGCGCUAGAACUGGCUGCAUGGUCAGACUCUUCAACCAUGCAAGUAUUAGACGUCUUUUUAUCCUUCAGUAUACACAGCAAGCCGAAAAUACGAAAGGCGGCGCAAGCAGGAAUUUGCGCCAUCUUGAAAGGAAGCGAAGUAAUGAAUGGCGAGAAACCGCCGCGGUAUCAUCCAGCUGCAGCUCAAAUCGCGAAACAUUGCCUAAAGCAAUUGCACAUCAAUUCAGAACCUGGCGGUAUCACUACCGUUCUUCACGUACUCACGCUUUUGAAGGAUAUCGUUUCUCAUUUGCCUAAAUGGCACGUGAAGUUCAUUUGCGAAGCAAUGCUAAGAAUCAUGACGUUAAAGAAUGUUUUGAUAACGUCCUGUUGCCUCCAAACCUUUCACGGUUUGUUCGUUUCCCGACCCACGGAUGCUACUUUACCGAUGCAAAGAAACGCACAGAUUAUUUCUGCUCUUUACGAUUACCAGCCUCCCCCAACCGAUUCGCAACCGACUCUUGCAUGGUUGGCGGUCAUGCAAGAGGCUCAUUUAAAUUUAGCUCAAAAUUCGUUGAAUUUGUGCGCAGCUAUUUUGCCAAAAAUGUUAGAGAAAUGUGUAGGAUUAUGGAUGUCGGAUAGAUCGGAAGUUAUAGCCGGUACGUCGAACGCGAUCAAAGUAUUAUUCCAGGAGUGUGUUAGCAAAAUGUGUGAAAACCAGGAACAAGUGAAAAAAUAUAAAGUUAUAAUCGAUCAAGUAAUUGUCAUGAUGCACAAAGCAUUGAGUUACCAAUACCUGGAAGCAUGGUAUCAUAUUCUUCACCUAGUAGCUUUACUCUUCCAGAUAACUGGAACAUCGAAAUGUAUGAAAUUGGUAGAUUUAUUACAAUCCGUAGCAGAUUUACGCGAUUCUUACUAUUUCGCGUCGAAGAAUGACGCCGAGUAUGCUAUAGGAGCUGCGAUAAAGAGCAUGGGUCCUGAAACAGUACUAAAUUUAAUUCCACUGAAAGUAGCAGAUAAUACAAUUAACUUGCAGAGGAGUUGGUUAUUGCCACUAUUGAAGGAUUGUAUAACCAGAGGGUCGAUUGCAUUCUUCACAGAGUCGUUACUGCCAUUAGCCUCGACGUGCGAAAUGAAAGCGCAUGAACAAGUAGGAGGAAAAACUUAUGAAUUCUUGUUUGCCCAGAUAUGGGCCAUUUUUCCAAGUAUUUGCCAGAACGCUAUUGACGUGAAAGAUAAUUUUAAGAACAUAGCCAGGCUGUUAGGUGUGACUUUCAACGACAAAAAAGAUUUGAGGUUAUACGUAAUGUCCGCUAUACGAAAAUUAAUUACAAGAGCGGUCGAGGAUAACAACGAAGAGGAUAAAGCGGAAUUAGCGCAAUACGCGAAGAACUAUUUACCGAUAUUUUUAAAUCUCUAUACAUUUAGCCCAGUUGGGACGGACGAGGAAGGACACCGUUUGGCUGCGUUUGAAACCAUAAAGACGUAUCUUGGAAUCACGAACAAAGAAUUAAUACACGAACUGUUCGAUCGUGCACUGCACAAGUUGAACGAGCCUAAUAUCGAUGACUUUUUCAAAGAAAGUGUUCACGAUAUAAUAAGACUGUUAAUCGAAUAUACAGACAUUGAUAGAUUAAAGACGUACUACGAUAUUUGUGUUCCGGCUCUAAAAACCAGUUCCAACAUGAAGGAACAGAAGAAAGCGUACAGAUUUUUGGAGGAGGUAUGUGGCAGCGAAAAAGGCACGUGUAAAACGUUCGUACAGAAGCACAGACGUGAAAUACAAAAGUUGCUAACAUCCACGGCAACGGAGGUUGCAAAACCAAGCAGAGGAGCUCGAUUGAGGUGCUUAAUUCACAUAGUCAAAAUGCACCCACAACUUGAGAACACGAAAUUCUUAGAAGCUAUCGUUCCCGAGGCGGUGAUAUAUCUGAAAGAUUUAAACACAAAGUGCCGCACCUGUGGUUAUCAACUAUUAAACACCAUCGCCGAGAAAUUUUUAGGAAAUCCCGAGAACCUUAAAGAUUAUGUGAAUAUGUUGAUGGUCGGCUUGAGUGGUUCGCCACAGUUCUGUACCGCGACAUUGUUCGCACUUGCGUCUCUUACUUAUUAUUACAACGGAUCCCUAGGUAUGGAAUUACUUAAAGAAAUAUUCGAACACGCAUGCAGGCUCGCUGCGAGUUCCACGAGAGAGAUUACGGACUCGGCAUUAUCUUACAUCAAAGUGUACACUAGCGUGAUUCCAAUUACAGUCGCUGCUCCUAAUUUAUCAAAAUUAAUAGAAGCCUUGUGUGGAAUAAACGACGAUUGUCACAGGCACUUCAGACAAAAAAUACGAGAUAUUUUGGUGAAAUUGUUGAGAAAGUACGGGCUGAAAACUAUCUCUGACAUGAUACCUUCCGAUUAUACAAUGUUGCACAAGAGAUUGAAGAAUAUAAAUAAACUGGAGGAGGCGAAGAAGAAGAAUAGGGACGCGAAGAAAACGAAGCAACAGGACAACGAAGAGAAUGAGUUCAAUAUAAAGAGAAGGCCCAAGAGUAUCGAGGAGGUAUUGGCGGACAGCGAGGAAGAAUUUGACAGCACAGAAAACGAAGCACCAAGGAAGAACAAGAAACGAACGUCACGAAAAGAGGCCUGGAUUCAAGAGAAUGAAGAGAUCGUUGAUCUCAUUGAUCCUGCAGCUGCUCGAAAUAUAUCGACAACGCUGCCUGGAGCUCUAAAUCCAAAAUUAGCAGCCUCAAAAUCAAACAACCGUGGAUUCAAGACAGCGCCAGAUGGCCGUCUUAUUAUCACUGUGAGGAAUGAGAGAGAUAACAGAGAAGAACCGAAGAACAGGAGUGUUCUACGUUUGCAUAGUGACUCGGACGAUGACUAUGAGGACAUUAACGAUGAUAUUCAGUCUAUAGUGGAGACGGGCAGGAAACGUAAAUACAGUGAUAACCGUGAUAACGUUAGUGUAAGAAGUGCGAGCACGUCGCAAUAUCAAACUGGAGGGUCGGGAAUACAUCGAUCGUUAAAAAAAGCGAAGAUGUCGCCAACGCCUGGAGCUGAAUAUAAAGCACAAAAAGCUAAAGGAGAUAUUAAGAGGAAAGAUAAACCGGAUCCAUACGCAUACGUACCACUGACGAGAUCAGUGUUGAACAAAAGGAAAAAGAAAAGAUACGCGACCAAGUUUCAGGGUAUUAUCGCAGGGGCGCAGAAGGGUGCACAGAUAGGAAUGAAGAAUAGGAAAAAGAAUUAAAAAUUACCUAUUAGUACGUAACAAAUCGAAAAUAAAGAAAUUCUCCUAAUAGGUUUACCACUUAUACUUGUGAUUUUUUUUUUUUUUUUUUAUCUUUCGAUCGAAUUGUGUAAAAAAUAUAUAAAAGGUUGUAAUCUAAGGAAUGUAUAUCUACGAAGAACUGGAUAUAGAUUUCUUUUUAAUUAUAUUAAUGUAUAUUAGUAUAUUAUAUUGUUGAUAAAUAUAUGUUUGAU